This is a messenger RNA of Cuscuta epithymum, 777 nucleotides long. The record is from the annotation of a GenBank genome assembly. Lineage: Eukaryota; Viridiplantae; Streptophyta; Magnoliopsida; Solanales; Convolvulaceae.
UAGCACUGGAAGGUUAGGCCGAUCAAUCGUGUUGGAUUCCGGGUCUUCUUAAAGUGUUAAUGCAAAUGAAUUCUCAAGUUAAUUUUUCGAGCAUAUCUGCCAAUCUCAACUCCAUCCCUGUCCUAAAUGGUACUAAUUUUAAGGAAUGGAAAGAAAAUAUUCUAAUAACUUUGGGCUGCAUGGAUCUUGACUUAGCAUUAAGGGUAGGGCAACCUGCUUCUCUUACGGAUGGUAGUACCCAAGAUGAAAGAAGGUACUAUGAGAAGUGGGAUCGCUCGAAUCGCUUAAGUCUCAUGAUCAUAAAGCGUGGAAUUCCAGAAUCUUUUAGGGGUGCUGUAUCCGAUGAGGUUACUAAUGCCAAGGAUUUCCUUAAUGAAAUUGAGAAACGUUUUGUUAAAAGCGAUAAGGCGGAAAUAAGCAUGUUGUUAAAAGACUUUACUUCCAAAAGGUAUUCAGGAAAAGGAAAUAUAAGGGAGUAUAUUAUGGAAAUGUCUUAUAUUGUUUCUAGGCUCAAGACACUUAAGAUUGAGAUAUCGGAAGAUGUUCUCGUACACAUAGUCUUGAACUCUCUUCCUAUUGCAUUUGAUCCUUUUAAGGUUAGUUAUAACUGCCAAAAGGAGAAGUGGUCUCUUAAUGAGCUCAUUUCAUAUUGCGUGCAAGAGGAAGAGAGGAUGAAACAAAAUAAGACAGAAAGUGCUCACUUGGCUAGUACCUCUAAGGAUAAGGGUAAAAAGAGGAAGAAAACUCUCAUUAAGAAUGAAGCUGCUAAGGGUCCAG